AUAAAACGACGUAAUUAAUAUUACUUGCCAGUCAGUCAAGUUUUGGUAUGAAAAUCAAGCAUCCAGAUAUCAAUAUACAAUAAACAAGCAUGAGAUUCGCCGUAGUACUAUGCUUUUUGGCUACACUGUCUGGUUACACUUUUGGCUACAUCAUUAAUGCUAAUCCUGCAUCAAUCAAUUUGGAAAAUUUGAGGAUUCGAGUAAGAAAUGCAAAAAACGACGUAAAUGAUGUCAUACGUCAACUCGAUCUUCUUCGUGACAAUGCUGAGGAGGAUACUUUCACAGAAGUCACGGAAAAAUGGGAUGAAGAACAGAAAAGUUUUAGAGAAUAUAAAAAUCUAUUACUUAAAGAAAUCAAGAAAGUAGAAAACACUGCUAAGGAAACAGGCAAGGAAAUAAAUCCCUCAUGCCUCGAAGACGCUAAUGAAGGCAUCAAAAAAUUUGAAGAUGAAGCAUAUGAAGAUGCUUCAGAAUGCAUUGAUAAUGCUGAAAAUUCGAUUCAGAGCAAUCUCGGCUUUAUAAAUAAUCUUAUUUUGACUGGAAAUGAACUGUUAUCAGAAUUGGACAGUAUCUUUUUAUCCUGCCACGAUUACGAUGAAAUAAAAAUGCAGAGUUGCAUUAUAAGUGAUUUGGCAAAAAUAAAUGGUGACAUAAAGAAUUUAAGGAGAGAGACCACUUCCGCUGAAAUUACUAUCGUGUCCGUGUCCAAAAAUGUUGUUCUACAAGCCACAAAAUGCCUGCACAAGAUUUAUUCAUCUGUACAUUCGGCGGGUGAGCAGAUUAAGUUGAAUCUUAACCAGUGCAGUGAAAAAAUCCAGACAACUACAACUCCAACUACGUCCGCUUCGACAGAAGUCACUUCGCCACCAGGAAAUUUUUAAGAGAUAAUUGUAUUUUCAAUUAUACUAAUCAUUGUUUAAAAUUUGAAAUGCAAUAUGUAUUAAAACUAUUAAUUUGAAAAACAUUGCUAUGAUUGCAUGCUUUCUAUCCUGAAACAAGAAUAGUAUAAUUUAUGUGCCCCGAAAGAUUCUGUAGUAUAGUAUAAGAAAGAGAUUUUAUGUAUAAAAGAUAUUAAAAUAAAAGUAAUUGCAA
This is a messenger RNA of Cataglyphis hispanica, 1092 nucleotides long. RefSeq lists its product as uncharacterized. The coding region runs from base 90 to 881 and encodes 263 amino acids. The transcript is spliced from 4 exons. NCBI's taxonomy places the organism in Eukaryota, Metazoa, Arthropoda, Insecta, Hymenoptera, Formicidae. The record is from RefSeq and is a predicted model, not a curated record.